Vigna umbellata (rice bean) is the source of this 1623-nucleotide messenger RNA. Lineage: Eukaryota; Viridiplantae; Streptophyta; Magnoliopsida; Fabales; Fabaceae. The record is from RefSeq and is a predicted model, not a curated record.
AAGCACGGAAUGCGUGCCUGAAAUAAACGAGACAAGCGUUGGGCUGAGAAUGGAGGGAUCCAAGAGAGGUGUUGGCUCUUAAGAAAAUCUGAAACCCGGAAUAACAUAUAGGAGAGGAGGGUUGACGCUUGCAAAUUACGAAUCUCAUUGCUCCCAACACAAAUAACGUGAAAUCAGGUAUUCGAAAAUCAAUUUGGACACCUGAUUUCAGUUCUUUUCUUAAUAAUUGUUUCUGUUGUACACAAACGCAACGCAACACCAACACCCACACGAGCAGGGAGAGAACAAGAGGGAAAAGAAUAUGGGGUGCUCAUUCUCUGGUUUGAACGCGCUGUACGAUUCCGUUAACAGCGGAGGCGAUGCGUGGAUCAACGAGAAUCGUUUCCGCAUCGUGCGCCAGCUCGGAGAAGGUGGCUUCGCCUACGUCUACCUCGUCAAGGAGCUUAUCAACGACUCCGCCGCCGGUGGCCUUGCCAAGAAGCUCAAAGACUCCUCUCAUCUCUCCGAGGAUGGGACUUAUGCUAUGAAAAAGGUCCUCAUUCAGAACAAUGAACAGCUGGAGUUGGUCAGGGAGGAGAUCCGUGUCUCGUCACUGUUCAAUCAUCCCAAUCUGCUCCCACUUCUUGAUCAUGCAAUUAUUUCUGUUAAGCCUACCCAAGAAACGUCUUGGAACCAUGAAGCGUACUUGCUGUUUCCAGUUCAUAUGGAUGGAACAUUGCUAGACAAUGCCAAAGUAAUGAAAACCAAGAAGGAAUUCUAUUCCACCUCAGAUGUUCUUCAAAUAUUUCGUCAGCUUUGUGCAGGACUCAAGCACAUGCACAGCUUUGAUCCUCCUUAUGCACAUAAUGAUGUGAAACCUGGUAAUGUUCUCAUAACACACAGAAAAGGACAGCCACCUCUUGCCAUACUGAUGGAUUUUGGCAGUGCUCGUCCUGCAAGGAAGCAAAUUACGAACAGAUCAGAAGCACUCCAGUUACAGGAAUGGGCAGCUGAACACUGCUCUGCACCUUUCCGAGCUCCUGAGCUGUGGGAUUGUCCAAGCCAAGCUUCUAUAGAUGAGAGGACUGACGUUUGGUCACUAGGAUGCACAUUAUAUGCAAUAAUGUAUGGGGUAUCUCCAUUUGAAUAUGCACUGGGAGAGUCUGGUGGAAGCCUGCAAUUGGCUAUAGUAAAUGCUCAGGUGAAAUGGCCAGCUGGACCUAAGCCUCCAUAUCCAGAAGCUUUUCACCAGUUCGUGUCAUGGAUGCUUCAGCCCCAGGCUGCUAUGAGGCCCCGAAUAGAUGAUAUCAUCAUCCAUGUGGAUAAGUUGAUUGCAAAGUUCACCCAAUGAGAGAAGGGAAAAGUGGUGCAUGAGAUUACAUAUUUUGCAGUUAUUUAAAGAUUUGGUGUGCAUUUACUGUCCGGUUAUAUGUUAAUGGAUAGAAAAGCAACAGCAGUUCCUCGCCUGACGGAGUUAACCUUAUAAUGUAUCUUCGUUUUUGGUGUUAGUCUAGGUAGUCACUCCGCCGUUGGCAAAGUCUUCUUUCUGUCAUUUCUACAUAAUUUUUGUUUUUGUAAUCAAAUCUCCAAUCUCCCGUGUCUUCACAAUUUAUCAAUAAAUAUUAUGUAUCAUUUAUUUAUUCA